AUGAGGAUUGCCUGUCUUCAGUUUGCGCCUCAAGUUGGAGAUGUCGACAACAACCUCAAUCGAGCGGACGCCGUGCUCAGUAGAGCUAAUCCCAAAGACUUAGACUUAUUGGUUUUGCCAGAGCUUUGCUUUACAGGAUACAACUUCCGCUCACUACAGCACAUUUCACCCUUCCUUGAGCCAGCCGCUGCUGGAAUUACCUCCCUAUGGGCGCGCACCACAGCGUUGAAGUACAAUUGUUUUGUUACUGCGGGUUAUCCUGAAAAGGUGGACGUGAGCCCGAAAUGGCCAGCGGGGCCAGAGUACUACAACUCGGCCAUCACAGUCAACCCGGACGGUGAAACUGUGGCCAAUUAUCGGAAGUCUUUCCUUUACUAUACGGAUGAAACAUGGGCACUUGAAGGAUCUGGAUUCUAUAGCGGGACGAUAGACGAUCUUGGCAACGUUGCUAUGGGGAUUUGUAUGGAUUUAAAUCCCUAUAAAUUCGAAGCGCCAUGGAACGCCUGGGAGUUUGCGUAUCACAUCCUCCACAGGGAGUCGAAUCUGGUGGUUCUAUCGAUGGCCUGGCUCACUCGUGAGGAUAUUACGACCUUCUCAAGGGCACCUCAAGAACCAGACAUGGAAACUUUAUCGUACUGGUUAUCGAGACUGGAACCGGUAAUCAGAGCAGAAACGAUCGGGGAAAUCAUCGUCGUUAUUGCCAAUCGAUGUGGAUCUGAAGAAGAAGUGGUAUAUGCCGGUACGAGUACGGUGCUAGGGAUCAAUCAAGGCGAGGUAAAUGUGUAUGGAAUUUUGGGUCGUGGGGAGAAAGAACUUCUUGUGGUCGACACCUCGAUUCGCCCACAAGCAAGACUUAUCUCAGAGCCUUCUUCUGCCGCUACGGAUACAAGCAUCCAAUCAAAGAAUACGGAAGCUUCGCCCUCGACUGCUUUAACGACUCCAGAUCUUGACAAUGGCAUGUCGGAAUCGAACGAUGGGCAUCCUGCUGUCUCGCCAAAUUAUCCAAAAUACCCUCCAGCAUUUUCUAGCAGCGAGUCGGACAAUGAGGGUGAUUAUCGGAGCCCGACUUAUUUAGCUCGUGGUGAACCAGUUCAACCGCCAGCAACAUCAACGCCGUCUAUCUCUCCCUCCUUAAUGAACCAUCAGCCAUCUCCCAAUUCAGGAAACUACAGUCACGCUCAAAACCGUGCGGUUGAAGAGCCAGCCCUGAUAUCUCCCGAUCGAGUUGCGAAGCCUACCUUGGUUACUCAAGGUUUCGCCCAAGAACCACAAGCCAACCUACCUCCACCGGAUCAUCAUCCUACCUCCGCCUCAGCAGUCCCAGAUAAAUACCAAUCUGAAUUCACGGCCAGAACUUUCGGCCGAAGGAGUGAUCACAUCUCCCCUCGGCCCAGGAGUUCAUUUUGGUAA
Molecule: messenger RNA, 1410 nt
Organism: Venustampulla echinocandica
Lineage: Eukaryota; Fungi; Ascomycota; Leotiomycetes; Helotiales; Pleuroascaceae
Exons: 4
Coding region: 1-1410 (469 amino acids)
Biological process (GO): protein catabolic process
Molecular function (GO): protein-N-terminal asparagine amidohydrolase activity; protein-N-terminal glutamine amidohydrolase activity
Source: RefSeq, a predicted model, not a curated record